GCUUUGAGUCAGAGUUGCAGUUGUCCUCAGUGACAGCCGCAGCAGUAAGAGGAAGUGUUACACAGUGUGCAACUCUCAGUGUGACUGUUUGGCCAGCAUAUGUUUUUUAUACAUGCGGCAUAUGAUGUAGUCCACUGAUAGUCUCACAAGGACGAAAGCAGUCACAUUGGUGAUUUGUUACGUUUACCUCAUUAUGUAAGGACCAAGCCACAGCAUGGCAUCUUGGAGAAAUUCUAGCAGUAUUAAUGUUGAGGACCCGGCAGCUGAAUAUGCUGCCAUUGAAUCCGAAAUCUACCGUUCCCUGCUAACCAUUAUGAGAGAAAUGGACAUUGAGCAACCAGCUGUCAAUAAAGGAAUGCUGAGGUGGACAUUACACAAGAAAGUGCAGGACAGUUCACUCAGGAGUCUGGCUUUGGUGAGAGUGGCCAUCAAGGAACUAGAAAGAGCUGAAAGAACUGACUGCAAGAAUCAUCUCAUUCCUCUACUUCAUACACUUAUAUAUGCUGUGAUGCAGACAGUAUGCAUACCUGAUGACCUCUAUAAACGAGUUUAUGACUUCUGCAAGAGGUUGUUGACUCUGCCUCAGCCGUACUGCACUGUGGGCCUUAGUUAUGCUGGCCAAAUGAAAGCAGAACGACUUGCUCCAGGCCUUUUGUAUCAGAAAAUGAUAAUCGCAGAACAAAAUCUGAAAAAUGAACACUAUCCUCACCAGGAGAGGGUGUUUGUGUUUGCGGAUCCUGCAGUAUUUUCCGAGUCACUUAGCACGGUUCUGAAGGCUGAUAUUGAGGCUCAAGGAAUGUUCCGGAACCCAUUGAGCUUGAUGCGCUGUGUAGUGCAGCACAGUCUUCAGGCGGCGCUGGGAGAGGAUUGUCAUGGGCCCUCUCUCAAUGAUGCUUUGCAGGAAAUGGACCAGGAUGUGGAGUCGUACCUAAAUGAAGUGCUUGCAACAGUAGACCAGAGCACAGGCAUUAACAGAGUUGAUCGGGGUCAGACCAGACAGAAACUACAAGAGUUAUACUUACAGAUCCUCCGUGACAGAAAAGGUCUAUUGUCCGACGGCUCCCUGUGUGAUGUUCCGCUUCCCAAUCCGGAGAUGAGUUUCCAUCUGUGGUGGGAGGAGGAGGAGCUCUGGAGAGAACUGGCCAAAUUCGUCCGUUCUGGAUCAUUCAGUGAAAACCUGAUGAGUUCAGAGGACUUCUAUAUGUCUGACUUACCCAUAGACCUCAACUCAGAUAUGCCACGGUACUCUGUCAUGUCAACGGACAGUGGGAUAGAGCGUGACAUGCAGGGAACUGAGGCUUUUGACAUGGAAUUUCCUGGAGGAAGAACCUUAAAGCCUGAAAUUACCAGUGGCCGACUGUCACGGCGUGGAGGAAUUAAGGUAAAGCCGACUGUAACCGAAAGCAUGGCUCUGAUGCAGGAAGCACUGGAGGAGACAGGCACCGCUUGCAGCAGUGGCACACUGCAGAGGAGAGCAGGAAAUAGUAGUACCAACUUGCCCAAGGAAGAACGGGACUACACUGCUAAAAUAGUGGUCAUGGGAGAUGACCGGGCAGUGGGAAGGCUAGCCAGGGCAUACUACUGGUUAAGGAAACGGGAAGCCAGGAGACGGUUUCUUACUAUGAAAGUCAACCUACAGAUGUACUACAUCCCUGUUGGUCGCCUGUCGUCUACAGCCUCUCCUGUGAAGGAGAAUUUGCCUUCUACAAUCAAUAACAUCUGUGCUCUGGGCUCUUAUCUUGGAAUGGUGGAUCCGUGGUACGAUUGCAACAUCUGUAGUCUUGGACAGAUGAUUCCUGAUCUUGCAAAAACGUCCAGCACUGGUAAACCACAAGAAUCUGACCUUUUUUCAUCUGAUGUCAUCUCGUAUUACGUGCGUAUGGGACAACAGCCAGUGUACUUCAACAUUUUCUACAUUAAGAUUUACUUUUUCAACAAGUCCAAAGAACCUGUGGAAGAUGUUUUUGUCACAGACCUGGAAGUGGAUUUUCCGGAAUUUAGAAAGGCCCAAGCUGCACAUAAAGACACUGUCAAACAGAAGAAGAUGCCUGCCGAGCUGUGUGGGGCCCUGAUCUCGUUUAGCUACUUAAAAGUGUCGCUAAGCAACAGGGAGGUUGAGAAAGGAUUCUCAUUCAGAACAACAGGCGCCCAGGUUUCAGCAAUACCACAAAACAAAACAGAAGAUCUCAACUGUCUCACGGUCGCUUUCAGUGACACAAAGCCAAAGAGUUUCAUGGAGACAAAGAUCAGAACAUGCCAUUUUAAAUUGAAGACGCCAGACAAAUCAACUUUCACAGUACGUCUGGACAAAGACUUUCGAAGGAAAUAUAUGAAUGUUGAGAGCAUUGAGGUUGCUCCAUGUCGAGACCCUGGAUAUUACGUUCAAAAAUCCUUGAAGUCAAAGUUCACGGCAGAAGGUGACAGUAAUGCUGGACUGAACAAAUACAUGAGCAAAGGAUUGACUCUCCCCAUUAACACAUUUGCUGGAAUAAUCGACUAAACGAACGAGGAUCGGGAUGGAGCCUGCUUGCUGUCAACAUAAAGGCCAGUUCUGGACUCUUGCAGUAUGUGUAUUGUGUUUUAAACAAUGCACUGUGCAGUAAUGCCGCCGUGUGAUCAAAUGGUCAGCUAAGACACUUCGCCAAACAGGUUAUACUGCAAUAUAUACUUUUAUCUGUGAAUCACAAGUUGAUCGGUCCAGGAAGUAUUUUAAUGUGUAACACAGCUAACUCACUAACACUAAUGCAUUCAUGGUAUUAAGUUUCUCAAAGAAGUAGGAUUUACUUGAACUUGUUUUCUGCUUCAACAAUCAACCUGUUCUUUAAAAUGUACACAUUAAGUCUAUGUGAAGCAGAAAAUUCUCCACACACUGCCAGGAUUUCAUCUGGAUUUUCCACCAGAAAAACAGAAUAACUGUUUAUUUCAGUAUAAUGCAGGUGCAGUUGUUAGUAUGUCUGUAUAGCAUAAAAUAUAUGCCAUAUGACCAAGUGUUUCAGAGAAACUGACAUUACCUUAAUGAUUUGCACUUCUUUGAUGCAUUCUUUGUUUUAUGCUUUUAUUUUUAUCCCACUAUACAUGUUUAAAAAAUGUAGGACCUUCCAUAAGAAGGUUUUAUAGCAUCACAAACAUGUUUCAGAUUAAAAAGCAUAAAGGACAUGUAUUUUAAUUACUGUCUAUGUGAUUGAUAUGUGUAGAACAGCACUAUUGUUACACAAAAGCUUCAAGCUUUGAAAGGUUGUAUUGUGCAUUAAGCUGGUCAAGAGUCAAAUACUGUCUUUAACACAAUAAUUAGUGGUGCCAAUGUUUUAAUUUCACAUACAUCAAUAUCUGUACAUUCUGAAUUAUAUGUUUGGGUUCUUUUCCAGCUGUUUCUGGUCUGAUGCCAAUAAUCCCAGUUUUCCUGUUAUGCCAGGCAUUUAUUUUAACCUGUUAACUGUCACCCGUCCACCCUGUGGGACGCCUACAUUUACUUCACUAUAUUACAAUUAAAUCUAAUCUAAUCUUGACAAACUAUAUAUCGU
Molecule: messenger RNA, 3521 nt
Organism: Carassius auratus (goldfish)
Lineage: Eukaryota; Metazoa; Chordata; Actinopteri; Cypriniformes; Cyprinidae
Gene: pik3r6
Product: phosphoinositide-3-kinase regulatory subunit 6
Exons: 20
Coding region: 215-2500 (761 amino acids)
Biological process (GO): G protein-coupled receptor signaling pathway; positive regulation of MAP kinase activity
Cellular component (GO): phosphatidylinositol 3-kinase complex, class IB
Molecular function (GO): 1-phosphatidylinositol-3-kinase regulator activity
Source: RefSeq, a predicted model, not a curated record